Molecule: messenger RNA, 1168 nt
Organism: Oryza brachyantha (malo sina)
Lineage: Eukaryota; Viridiplantae; Streptophyta; Magnoliopsida; Poales; Poaceae
Product: MADS-box transcription factor 8
Exons: 8
Coding region: 95-841 (248 amino acids)
Biological process (GO): positive regulation of transcription by RNA polymerase II
Cellular component (GO): nucleus
Molecular function (GO): DNA-binding transcription factor activity, RNA polymerase II-specific; RNA polymerase II cis-regulatory region sequence-specific DNA binding; protein dimerization activity
Source: RefSeq, a predicted model, not a curated record
UCCCCCUCCGCCUGCCUUGCUUUGCUUGCUUCGCUAGCUUCCUCUUCUUCUUCGUUCGCUUUUAGGAAUCGAUCGAGAACAAGAUCAACCGGCCAUGGGGAGGGGGAGGGUGGAGCUGAAGAGGAUCGAAAACAAGAUCAACCGGCAGGUGACGUUCGCCAAGCGCCGGAACGGGCUGCUCAAGAAGGCCUACGAGCUCUCCGUGCUCUGCGACGCCGAGGUCGCGCUCAUCAUCUUCUCCAACCGCGGCAAGCUCUACGAGUUCUGCAGCGGCCAGAGCAUGACCAGAACACUUGAGAGAUACCAAAAAUGCAGCUAUGGCGGGCCAGAUACUACAAUACAGAACAAGGAAAAUGAGCUAGUGCAAAGCAGUCGCAAUGAGUACCUCAAACUGAAAGCCCGGGUGGAAAAUUUACAGAGAACUCAAAGGAAUCUUCUUGGCGAGGAUCUUGGAACACUUGGCAUCAAAGAAUUAGAGCAGCUUGAAAAACAACUUGAUUCAUCCUUAAGGCACAUCAGAUCUACAAGGACACAGCAUAUGCUCGAUCAGCUCACUGAUCUCCAGAGGAGGGAACAAAUGCUGUGUGAAGCAAAUAAGUGCCUUAGAAGAAAACUGGAGGAGAGCAACCAAUUGCACGGACAAGUGUGGGAGCAAGGCGCCACCCUAGUUGGUUAUGAGCGGCAGUCCCCUCAUGCAGUCCAGCAGGUGCCACCGCACGGUGGCAACGGGUUCUUUCAUCCCCUCGACGCCGCCGCAGAGCCCACUUUGCAGAUUGGGUUUACUGCAGAGCAGAUGAACAACUCAUGCGUGACUACCUUCAUGCCUGCAUGGCUACCUUGAAGGUGGAUGCGACAACCAAUAAAAAAAUGGAUGUGACGACACACAGUUGCAUCGACCAUUUAGAUCUACUACUACAAAGAAUGAAUAUUGCAUUCGUAACUCUUUGUUAAUUUGUGAGCUAAUGCGUGAAAACUUUUGUGAUGUGAUGCACGCACUUUAUGCGUGUACGUGUUGGGUCUAGUUUGUUUGAUGUCCAAAUGUAUCCGGUAUAAAAGGCCGUAUGUGACAGCCUAUGGGCUGACAGCAUGCUGCACAAAAACUGCGUACGGUACAGUGCAGUGCUUGUGUACAUUUCAUAAUUUGCCGUAAAAUUUGACUGUUUAGUGU